AUGUCCCUUGACCGACUUGAAGUCAAAUUGCCACCCUUCGUGCCAUCCGACCCCGAACUCUGGUUUUGCAUGGUCGACCGCAGUUUUGAGGCCUACGGAAUUACGCCCGAAUCAACAAAGUUUGGGUAUGUACUAGGCAACCUUGACCCUCACUAUGCGGCGGAAGUGCGUGAAAUCAUUGUCAAUCCCCCGGCGACUGAACCAUAUGCCACCAUCAGGGCAGCACUCAUUCGUCGGCUGGGCAUCUCCCAAGAAACACGGAUGAAACAACUCCUCGAGCCAGGAGAUUUGGGAGACAGGAAAUCCAUGCAAUUUCUGUGCCAUCUACGCGGUCUGGCCGGAACCACUAUGUCGGACAAUUUACUGCGAACCAUUUGGUCAAGUCGUCUUCCUUUUAAUAUUCAAGCCAUCAUCGCAACUAUGCGCAAUAAGAAUCUGGAUGAAACAGCAGAGGUAGCUGAUUACAUCAUGGAAGCAACGCAAACACAGUUCAUGAUAGCAGCUACAGCCACACCUACUUUCCAGCACCAUACCAUCCAACAACUAGCCAACAUGGUACAUACCCUCCAGAUGGAUCUGAACAACAUGAGACGACACAUGGCAAGAAAAUUGAAGAACCAACACUGUUCAAAUUCACGCAGUUCUCUACCCCGACAGCGUUCCAACCACAAUAUUAGGGCAAAUGGUCAAGGGCAAGGCACACUAGCGCAUCCCACCAUGACGGAUGACAACAGGAAAUUAACCAAGCAACCACGUAUGGCAACGACAAGUGAGGUCCACACAGCGCAGCGUCGCCUAUUUGUAACGGACAGAGCCACAAACCAAAAAUUUCUGGUCGGCACCGGUGCAGAUAUCUGCGUGUAUCCCAAGUCACUAAUACCUGGGCCACGUCAGAAAUCCACAUUCACGCCACAAGCAGCGAAAGGCACCAACAUACCGACCUAUGGCACUAUUAUUCUGUCGCUCAACCUAGGCCUACGAAGAUAUGUAAAUCGAUUUGGUGGUGGACAGUUGAGAGCUGGGGCCAGUGCAAAAAUUACGCAUCAAGGAAUGUCAUUCAGAUUGGGCGAAGAAGGCAACGACGAAGAAGAAGAAGAGUUAUAUCAGCGACAUAGGAAAAAGUAA
This is a messenger RNA of Agrilus planipennis (emerald ash borer), 1125 nucleotides long. RefSeq lists its product as uncharacterized. The record is from RefSeq and is a predicted model, not a curated record. Bases 1 to 1125 code for a protein of 374 amino acids. NCBI's taxonomy places the organism in Eukaryota, Metazoa, Arthropoda, Insecta, Coleoptera, Buprestidae. The transcript has 2 exons.